GUGAAAAAAUAAUACACAAGAAAAGUGGUGCACUUGGUUGGUUGCAGUCUGUUGCAUAUUUUGCCGUUAAAGUGUGUAAAAACAUCCUUGUACAGAAGCUUGUCCAUUGCGCCGUUGUUCCUAAUCAGCUACGACAUUCCGACACCGUUCCAUGGAUGCUAUAAACAAGAUUUAUUCGUCCGUUUCGCAAACGGUCUCCACCCUCUCGGCAGUGUUUCUGGGAAAUCCGCUCACGAAAGAUUAUGAUAUCGCAGAACAUAUUGGUUCUGCUGGAACAGAACUCGUCUGGAAAAUCUACACAGGAUGUAAACGUUCGACGAAGGAGACAGCCUCAAUAUUCGUGUUCGAUAAGAAACAGCUAGAACUGUUCACCAAAGACGAGCGAGAGGAGAUCUGUGAAAACAUUCGCCGCGGUGUGGUACAGCUGACGAAAAUACGUCACCCGCAGGUAUUGACGGUGCAGCAUGCAAUGGAAGAAAGUCGCGAUACGAUCGCUUUCGCUACCGAACCCGUGGUGGCCAGUUUGGCGAACCUUCUCGGGAACACAACGAACGUUUCCAACACGGGAUUACUCUCCGAGUACAAGCUGUCGGAGUUUGAUACAAAAUUUGGCAUAUAUGAGCUUAUCAAAGGGAUUCAGUUUCUGCAUGACGAAGCACAGCUGGUACAUCGUCAUAUCUGCACCGAAAAUAUCAUCGUAAACAAGCAAGGGAUAUGGAAAUUGUUCGGCUUUGGGUUUUGUUGGAACAAACGGGUUCCCGGAACACCGGUGGCAAAUCACUACUUCAAAAGCCGUCUUUUGGGUAAUCCAGGCUCCAAAUGGACCGCGCCCGAAUUGAUACUGGAAAACAGCUGCAACGAUUCAACCGAUAUUUAUUCUUUAGGUAUAUUAAUUUAUACAAUCUAUUCACGAGAAAACAUUCCGUCUCCGGAUGCAUCGUCAGAUCUGUACGGUUAUAAACAAUCCGUUACAAAGCUUAGUAACCAAGGUCCACCGAAGCUUACCGCCAUUCCCGAAUCGUUACGCUCGGAGGUUAAAAAAAUGCUUAGCGUUAAUCCUCAGGCUCGACCGACGUUACAGUCGUUAAUUCAGAUUUCGUACUUUUGUGACAACUAUGUGCAAUGUUUAGACAAUUUAGAAACGCUCUUCCCUAAGGAUAAUUUAGAAAAGUCAGAGUUUUACAAACGACUCGCCCACAUCAUUGGCGAUUUUCCGCAUCGCGUAAGACUGUACCGCAUUCUGCCACUGCUAGUGAAAGAGUUUGUUAACUGUUCAAUGAUUCCGUUCGUACUGACGAACAUUCUGACCAUCACGGCCAGUUGUACGAGGGCCGAGUAUAUGCAGCACGUUAGCUCCCAUCUACGGCCAGUGAUGUUGCUCGACGAGCCAGUACAAAUUAUGCUUAUAUUCUUUCAAAAUCUCGAUGUGCUGCUGAAAGUGUGUCCAUCGGAAGAGAUACGGGCUAGUGUGCUGCCACUUGUCUACAAAGCGCUCGAAUCAAAAUCGCAACAGAUCCAGGAACUUUGCCUCUCGAUCAUCCCUUCGGUGGUUGUGCAUUUGGACAAGAGCACGAUAAAAAGUGGCCUUGUGCCUCGCAUCAAAACGCUCUGCUCCGGAACAAACUUAGUAUCGGUGCGGGUAAAAUGUUUGCUGUGUCUUGGCCAGCUGGCGGCUAAGAUAGACAAGUGGGUAAUGAUAGAUGAUAUCGUGUCGUAUCUUCCGUCCGUCAACUGUCGGGAACCGGCGGUCAUUAUGGCUAUCGUUGGUGUCUACAAAGUAUCGUUCACAACGGAUGGGCUAGGCAUUCCAAAGGAUGUGCUGGCCUGCAAGGUGCUACCACAUCUCUUCCCGAUGACCAUCGUCAAUGGACUUUCGCUGCAGCAGUUUAACGCCAUCAUUGCUUUGAUAAAAGAGUUUACCCGCAAAAUAGAGGACGAGCAGGGCGAUAAGCUAGGCAGCAGCAAAGCGUCAGUUACGUCGAGUGCCAGCAGUUCCAGCUUGCAGGAAAAACAACCAUCAUCACAACAGUCCGAUUUGCAGCAAUCGUUUGGUAGCUUAGGGUUUGGAGGUUCCGAUUUGUACGGUGAUUUUAUGCAAUCGCCAACGAUUACUGCGAACAAAGCGCCACCACCGGUUCAGCAACAAACACAGCAGCGCACGGUAACAUCUCCUAUGCAGCCACAGAUUCCCCAGUUGAAGCCGCUUCAACCGCAAACCACACUGAACUGGAACGUUCCUCCGGUGGCAACGACAGCCAAGGAAAAUAGCAUCAAGUAUAACCUUUUCGCACAGCAGCAAAACUCCUCCGCGAUGCAGAUCCGCAACAAAGAUCCACCGCUAGCGCUACCACCACCGGCCAUUGCGGUGCCAAUGCCGGUAGCACCGAUUGCUUCGACCAUGUGGAUGAACAGCAAUGGAUCGUUGGUGACGAAAAAGCACGAAAUGAUCUCUCCAACCAACAGCAACCCGUACGGACAGCUGCAACCACUAAUUCCCACUCCAUCGCAAGCGGGUCAAACAUCCGGCAAGUCAAGCACGAGUCCCAUGCUUUCGAAGGAGGACAUAAUGGAAUUUUUACAGAAAUAAAUCACACCGCAACAUAAACGAAACGCUUGCUACUACCGCAUGAGGCACCAUCGCUUAUUAACUGUGCUGCACACGUUGUUGUUUGGUCCCGGGAAUCAGAUACACUUAAUCUUAAUGUUUUUUCUUCUCGUCGGUUCGCGGCCACACGCAAAAGUUAGCCAAUAAAAAGAAAACCAUAUUCACGGCUGUA
Anopheles funestus (African malaria mosquito) is the source of this 2777-nucleotide messenger RNA. Its product is annotated as SCY1-like protein 2. The record is from RefSeq and is a predicted model, not a curated record. The transcript is spliced from 6 exons. Bases 152 to 2587 code for a protein of 811 amino acids. Lineage: Eukaryota; Metazoa; Arthropoda; Insecta; Diptera; Culicidae. Gene Ontology annotation, biological process: protein phosphorylation. Gene Ontology annotation, molecular function: protein kinase activity; ATP binding.